Molecule: messenger RNA, 11928 nt
Organism: Drosophila innubila
Lineage: Eukaryota; Metazoa; Arthropoda; Insecta; Diptera; Drosophilidae
Gene: Tet
Product: DNA N6-methyl adenine demethylase
Biological process (GO): oxidative demethylation; positive regulation of transcription by RNA polymerase II
Cellular component (GO): nucleus
Molecular function (GO): zinc ion binding; DNA binding; DNA 5-methylcytosine dioxygenase activity
Source: RefSeq, a predicted model, not a curated record
AAAUCAAAUUUAAAAGCAAAAACCAGAGUACAAAAUUCAUAAGCAUCAAUUUACAACAGCAACAAAAACAAAAGCAAAAGCAAAUAAAUAAAAUAUCGACAAAUAUCAACAAGCUAAAUAAUCAAUAAAUAUAUAUAUAUAUAUAUAUUUAAACAAUAUAUAAAGAAAUACAAAUAAACAACGCAUACAACAAAUACAAAUUUACAAAUUACAAAUUUACAAAUUUUUCUAACAAGAAGUCGAAGUCUGAGACACAGCCACAGCACAACAACAACAAAAAAAAAAAAAAAACGAAGGAAAUUUGCAAAUUAUUAUAAAUAUGUAUAACAAAUCAAAUUAAAAAAAAUCAAUUUCUUAGCUGCCGUUUACAACAACAACAAAAUAAACAUCUUCAACCACGAAUAAAGUACAAAAACAAGAUUUUGAAUUUUCAAACUUACAAAUUUUUAACAACAAUUUAAUAGUAGCACUUUUACAACAAACAAUAUUAAUAUCAAUUAUAUAAAAAUAUUUAUAUAAACUCGUAAACGAAUAUUAAGCUUAAGCAAUAAAUUACAUAUAUUAUCAAAUACAAUUUUACAUAAAUAACAACAACAAAAGCAAGCACAAACAACCAGUGAGUUCAAAAUACAAAUUACAAAUCUAAAAAAAAUUACAACAAAUAUUAUAGUGAUUUAUUAAAAAGAAAUCAUACAAAAUCGUAAUCGAAGAAAAACUACCUCAAGAGCAGUGAGCGUGUACAAAAAAAGAACUAAAGAAAAUUAAGAAAAAUUACAAAUAUUUAGCUAGUGUGAAGAGAGCAUAUUAAACAGUGUAUAAGCCGAACUUUUCGUACUGCCCUCGUCCCUUUCCCCUCAACGCAGCGCAGUGUCAAAGAAGCUGCGCAGUCAUGCAACUCUGCGGACUUAAAUGGCGUCUUCAAUAAUCGCACAGAGCAGCACAGGCGGCCCCGUCGACUCGACAUCGGCAACCAGCAGCAGCAGCAGCAGCAACACAUUGCCGGCAAUCUCAGCAACAGUUGCUUCAGCAGCUGCUGAUCUCCACAAUACGCAUCUCAAUCAGUUGAGCAGCCUCAGUCAUCACUAUACGACGCCGUAUCAUCAUCAUCACUACCAGCAGCAUCAACAUCAGCAGCAGCAACAUCAGCAGCAGCAGCAACAUCAGCAGCAUUACCAGCAACAGCCAACGCAAGCGGAGCAACAUCCUCAACAUUGGGAUUACUAUGCACGUCAGCAGCCAGCGGCGUCUGCCAACAGCAACAACAACAAUAAUAGCAAUAGCAACGGUAACGGCAACGUCAACAACGCGAGUGACAACAACAAUCGGAGCAGCAAUACAAAUGUUGCAGCCCCUUUGGGCAGCAACAGCAGCACUGCUAAUGGCACUGCUGCCAGUGUCAACAAUGGCCACAGUCACGGCCACGGCCACGCCCACAAUCAUCACGUCCAUGGCGGACACAGUGAUGCCAAUAAUGCCGUUGCUGUUGCCGCCACCGCCGCCAAUGUCGCAGUAGGCGCCAACGGCAACAAUUCCAACUCGAACUCGAAUUCAAAUUCAAACUCCAACGGCAGCUAUACACGUCCCUGGGAAAUGGAGUCCAAGGAUAGCGUGCCACCGCAUCAACAACAACAGCAACAGCAACAACAGCAGCAGCAACAACAAGUACAAUCUCAAUCACAGCCGAAGAGCGGCUUUGAGCCAUUCUCAAAGUUGCCCUCAUUCCAGAGUCAAUUUCAUGGCUUCAACGAGCAACUGUUGCCCGAUGGCACGCCCAUGCCCAUGCCCAUUGGUGCCACAGCAGCAACAGCUGCCGCAGCAGCAGCAGCUGCAGCCGCCGCAGCUGGAGCUGCCACAGCGGGAAUCAGUUCGCUACAAACGGUGGCAAUGUCACCAGCCAGCAUCUCAGUGAGUUCGCCGGGUAUGAUGAGCGUGGGAUCACCUUUAACCCAGCUGCCAGGGAUGCAGACAAGCAUAACACCACCAUCGGGCAGCUUUACACCACUGGGUGCACCACCGCCACCGCCAAAUGCAUUUCACCACAUGCACACGCAUCAUCGGGCAGCGGGAGCAGCGGCAUAUCCUCUAAUGCCGGCAGCAACAGCAGCAUUUGGGGAUCUGCAACUGUAUCAACCGCUGACGCCGGGAUUUGCACCACUGAUCAAGAAGGAGCCGGGCACAACAUUGACGUCCGCCGUGGAUUACGAUAUGCUAACGGGCAUGUCUAUCAAGAAGGAAGACUUUGAUCUCAGCAACAGCAACACGCAUCUGCAACAUCAGCAGCAGCAACAGCAACAUCAGCAGCAGCAGCAGCAGCAACAUCUACAGCAGCAGCAGCAUCUACAACAGCAACAUGGUCAUCCACAUGCCGGACUGGGCGUGGCUGUUGGCAUGCAUACGCCCACAUCGUAUGACGGCAACAACAGCAACAGUUUCCCGCAUGCGGCAAGCAGCAGUGGCAGCCACACGCCGCACACAACACAGCCGCAUACGCCGACGCCGUCAGCAGCGAUAGCCGCCAUCAAGGUGGAGAAGCUGCUCAAGUCGCCGAUAGCACGACACGAGGCGCGGAAAAAAGAAAGACGGAAACCGAGGCCCAACUCAUUGGAGUCCAGUGCUGAGAGCGAGGCCAGCGGCAUGGACGUUGAUCCCAGUGGCGGUAAUCCGGGCCAAGUGGACGCCGUCUCCAGCACGGCCAACUUCAAGAGUCCGAUGAGUGCGCUCGGCAUGGGCGAUAGCAACGAUGCGAAUGCCAAUGGAUGCGAUAAACAGUCAAAGAAGAAACGCAAACGUUGCGGCGAAUGCAUCGGCUGCCAACGCAAGGACAACUGCGGCGAAUGUGCCCCAUGCCGCAACGAUAAGAGUCAUCAGAUCUGCAAGCAACGUCGCUGCGAGAAGCUCACCGAGAAGAAGGAACCCAAAGCCAAACCCAUCAUCUAUGGCGCUGACGGCCAACCCGUUCGCCCCGAUGCGAAGCGUGGGCGUGGCAAGGGCAAAACAGGUGGCGCCAAUGCCGCUGUCGCAAAUGCCACAGCAGUUGCCGCUGGCAAUGGAACACCAACAACUGGGUCACGCGCCCGCAAAACCUCCACCAAAGCAAAUAAACUGAAUGCAGCCGCUGGUGCCAUUGCCGCCGCCGCAACAGCAACAUCGCCACGUUUGAGUCCAGUGCCUGCAGCAACACACUUGCCGCAGCAAUCGCCAAAUACAACAACGACAACAGUUGCCGCAGCAGGUGGUAGCUUGCAGCAGCAGCAACAAUAUCAGCAGCAGCAACAGCAGUUGCAACAACAAUUGCUGACACAUCAGCAGCAGCAGCAGCAACAGCAGCACUAUCAACAGCCGCAGCAACAUUUCCAGCAGCAGCAACAUUUGCAACAGCAGCAGCAGCAACAACAACAACAGCAGCAGCACGCACAACAGCAGCAACAACACCAGCAGCAACAUUUGCAUCAGCAACAGCAUCAAAUAACCGCACAAAUACAAACCAUGAAGGAUCAACCGCAACAACCAAUGGCACCCAUGGCCUUCUAUCCGACAUGGCAGGCGGAUCCAUCGCAGGGCUGGCAGAACCAGUUCAUACAGCAAAUACCACAGAAUACUCCAGCCAUCACAUCGCUCAACUCGUUGGAUUUCCAGACCCAGUCCUACGCCUAUCCAUCAAAUGGCUACGUGCAGACGGGUCUCGGCUUCGAUCCCAACUACGGACGCUCUCCCUACGGAGCGCCAGUGCAGCGCUACGACUUCCAGAGCCAACAGCUGUCGAGUGCGCCCAUUAACCAGGUGGGAUUGCAGAGUGUUGCCGCUGGCUUUGCGCCCGGUGGUGUUAGCUAUGCCGGACAGGUGUCGACGGCGCCUGCGCCACCCACUGUUGGCCUGCAGCAGCAGCAACAGCAGCAGCAGCAGCAUCUGGGGGCUGAUCUGAACAAGAGCAUGUCGGGAAACGACACGCCUGGAUAUCCGCGGGUGAGCAGCGUGCCGCCGCGCUCACUCAACUGUAACGGGUAUCCAGGCGACUACAGCGGAUCCAGCAACAACAACAACAAUCACAACAGCAACAACAACAAUCACAACAACAACAACAGCAACAAAGCGACGACGGCAGCAGCAAGUGUUGCUGCCACGCCCACAGCAGUGCCCGUAGUCAGUGGUGCCUCCAAUGCAGUGGUAGCCCAACCAGCCAGCUCUCCCAUGCAACCACAGACCCAAUCGGUGCCCCAAUCGCCCACACGCAGCCUCAUCCAGCAGCAGCAGCAGCAGCAGCAACAACAGCAGCAACAUCAGCCACGCCUUGUCUCGCAAUCGCCCAACCAAGUGCCGCCCUCUCCGAACGGAAAUGGACUGCAGCCUUAUGGGAGCAGUGUGCAGACACAGCAUCUUGGCUCACCGCCCAUGCAGGACUGGAACUGGAGCAAUCAGCAGCCCCAGCAGCAGCAGCAGCAACAUGCGUCGCCAGCAGCACAACAGCAACAGCAACAGCAACAGCUGACGAGCGAUGGUUAUGCGGCGCAGGGUCAAGGCGAGAGAUUGCAUCUGAAUACGCGCAUCAAGUCGAUGAUCAUGAGGAAGAGUGACUCAAAGGAUGCGCCACCCGACAUUCAGCUGCAGGGACAGGUGACAGCGUCAUCUGUCGCCCAGCAGCAGCAACAGCAGCAGCAGCAACAGCAGACCGGUCAUUUUUUAUCGUAUAGCCACCAUCUCCGGCCCGAGACGGCGCUGAGCGCCAAUGGGUCGAGCAGCGUUGCGCCUCCGGGCGCUCUGGGCGUUGCCGAGCCCAUCGGAGGUGGUGGCGAUCAAAUCUGGAAGCCGCACCACGCCAACUCCUUUAAGAAGCCAACCGUUGGUGUUGGUCUUGGCGUUAACAGCGGCUAUGCCGGCACGGAUCAUCAACUGCAGCUGCAGCUGCAACAACACCAGCCAGGACAACACACGACCAUCAGCCAUGCGGAGGCACCGCCCCAGCCCGCCAUGCCCGCCAUGCCCCCCAUCCAGCCACCGGUGCAGCCUCAACCCAAGAAGUCGCGCAGUCGCAGCAAGGCGAGCCGAGCUGCAGCAGCUGCCGCCGAAGCAGCCGCCGCUGAGAUCGAAAGGGAUCGCAAUGCCAAUGAUCCGGGUGGUGGAGGAUUAAAGGCGCUUGGCGCCCACUAUCCGCCACCGCCGGGCAGCAGUCAGGACUAUCACGGGCAAUAUAUCAAGACAGAGCCGGGUCUGUUGCCACCGCCACCAGGUGGACAGCCCAACAAAAUGGAGGGUUACGAGCGCAACUAUCAGAACUUUAUCCAGUACGCCGACUUCUGCCAGAACGAUGGACAGGGUCAGCCGGUGCAGCAGCAUCAGCAUCAGCAGGACUAUGCCGGCUAUCAUCACAAUUCGGCUUAUUAUGGAGCCGGAGCCGGCAGCUUCCAGCAGAACUUCCAGCAGAGCUUUGUGCCGGGCUAUCAGGCAGCUGCGGCAUAUGGCAGCCGUGGCAAGCCGCCAUCGAAUGCGGCUCAUCAUGGAGCACAUGGUCAUGGGCAUGGUAACAGUAUGCUGGAGUUGGACCGCAAGCCGGACACCAAUAGCAUCAUACCACUGCCCACCAACUAUGAGAAGGAUAUACCAGCCCAUGCGUAUCCCAUUCCAGCGCAUCGCUAUGCCCUCGGACAUGGAGCACCGCCGCCACCUCAUCUGAGUCAUCACGGCAUGCUCGAACCGAAGCUGGAGGAUAUGGGCAUGCUGGGACACGGUCAUGGCCAUGGACAUGGCUAUGCCUAUCUGGGCGAGGGUAAGCCCAUUAACAAUGGCUUCUCCUGCUGCCGUCAAGGCGGUACCAGGCCGCCCACAGCGGAGCACCUCAAGGACGGCACCUGUCUCGGUUUGGGCAUACAGCCCAAGGAGGAGCUUCUCGACGAGGAAGAAAUGGCGGAAGCGCACAAUGGCGUCAAGGCCAAGUCGAAGAAACAGAAACAGGAUGAAAUACCCGAGAUAAUUGUCAAGCAUGAGAAGAUCAAUCCCAUGUUCGAUACCACGGAUCGAUUGGAGAAGGGCAACAAGACGGAAAUACCAGAAUGCGAGUGCUUCCAGUCCGACAAGAAUCCGCCCGAGCCGGGCACAUACUACACGCAUCUAGGCACUGCAUCCACGCUGAUGGAGCUGCGACGCGAGUUCGAGGAUCGUUGUCAGUUGACGGGUCGUCAGUUGCGCAUCGAGAAGAUCGUCUACACGGGCAAGGAGGGUAAGACCUCCCAGGGCUGCCCGGUGGCCAAAUGGGUUAUCCGACGCGCCGAUCCCGAAGAGAAAAUUCUGGUGGUGGUAAAGAAGCGACCAGGUCACAGAUGCAUUGCUGCCUACAUUGUGGUGUGUAUGGUGGCCUGGGAUGGCAUGCCACGCCCGGAGGCGGACAAUGCCUAUAAGAAUUUGAUACCGAAGCUCAACAAGUACGGUCUGCCGACAACGCGCCGUUGCGCCACCAAUGAGAAUCGCACCUGUGCCUGCCAAGGUCUGGAUCCGGAGACGUCGGGCGCCUCGUACAGCUUUGGCUGCAGUUGGUCCAUGUACUACAAUGGAUGCAAGUACGCCCGCUCCAAGACGGUGCGCAAGUUCCGACUGUCGGUGAAGAGCGAGGAGACGGCAAUUGAGGAUCAUAUGAACCUGAUUGCCACUCUUCUGGCGCCGGUCUUCAAGCAGGUUUGCCCGCGAUCCUAUGACAAUCAGACAAAGUACGAGCAUGAGGCAUCCGAUUGCCGGCUCGGCCUGGAGCCGGGUAAGCCGUUCUCGGGUGUCACCGCCUGCCUGGACUUUUGUGCGCACUCCCAUCGGGAUCUGCACAACAUGCAGGACGGCUGCACGGUGCAUGUGGCACUGCUGAAGCCCGACAAUCGCGAUAGCCGCCUGCCCGACGACGAGCAGUUCCACGUCCUGCCGCUGUACACAAUGGACGGCACGGACGAGUUCGAGAGCGUCGAGGGGCAGCGGGACAAGCAUCGCACCGGCGCUGUGCAAAUGCUGGACAAAUUCCCCUGCGAAGUACGUGUGAGAUCCACACCGUUGAUACCUUGUCGCCGGCAUGGCAAGAAGCGCAAAGAGGACGAGUCCGCGACGCCGGAUGCCGAGCAGGAUGCUGCCGCAGAUGGCAGCAGCCAGAGCUCCAGCAACGGCGCCCAGCAAACGCAGUCCCAGCAGAGCAGUCCGCCCGCCUUGACCGCUGCUGCGCACAUCAAGAAGGAGAACGGUGCCAGCAACAACAACAACAGCAGCAGCAGCAGCAACAACAACAGCAGCAAGUCAAAGUCCAAGUCAAAGUCAAACAACUCCAGCGCAUCCACGCCAGGCUCGGCGCCUCCAACGACGCCAUCUCCUCGCUGUCAGACGCCGGUCACGAACAAUCCCAGUCCGGCGGGCAGCGCGUUCAGCACGCCGCCCGUCAAUCAGCACGGCGGCAAUCCAAAUGGCAACGGCAACAACAGCACGGCAGCUGGUGGAGUUGCGCCACCCGGAGGUCAGCCCAAUCAGCUGAUGAGCUCCAAUUCGAGCCUGAUGAACAUGGCCACCAUGAUCGACACCUUCACGGACGCCCAGCUGCAGUCCAACCAGAUCUCGAGCACCGUGCUGGACUCGCCCUACUCCUACGACUACCAGACGGGCUCCUACAUCGACUCACGCAACUACUACGGCAACUGGCCACCUCAUGCCAUGGGCAUGGCCGCCGGCAGUGCCGCCUUGACGCCCACAACGCCCACGGCGCCGUUGGUGCAGCAUACGCAUACGGUGACACCGCCAGCAGCAGCAGCAGCAGCAGCUGGAGGAGCAGCAGCAACAGGCAUUGCAGCGACAGCAGCAACAGUUGCGCCUGCAGUGGCUGCCACAGCAACAGCCUUGCCGCCUGCCACGCCCAUCACAGUGACGCCCACGCCUGCACAGCAUGAUGCCAGCAAUGGUUAUACGCCUAGCUACAACAAUCUAACGUCGCCAGUUCUGGGCGUACAGCAGCAACAACAGCAGCAACAACAGCAGCAGCAGCAGCAACAACAGCAGCAGCAACAACAGCAGCAGCAGCAACAGCAACAACAGCAGAGUGGUGUCGAUGUCACCGCCGUUGUUGGUGGUGAGCUAAAGAGUCGCGUCAGCGAGGAGAAUCCCGACUCGACAACGCUGGUCAAUCACUCCCUAGUCGAGAGUAAGUUAACCGCCUUGACAGCCAUGCAACCCAUGACUAAUCUAGCACCACCACUUCAUCACCACCACCACCACCCACACCACCACCAUGCACACCAUCAUCCGCACACGCCAGAGGGUUUCGUGAAGCCAAAGCCACCGCCCAGCGAUUACCAGUACACGCAGUAUCCCAACAACUAUCAGAUGUAUCCGCCGCCACCGCCGCCGCCUCACUCGGCGUACUCCGCCUACGAUGCGUAUCAGAACAUGAACUACAACUACGGAUACCAUCAUCAGGCGUACUCGCCCUACGGCAUGUAUCCACAGCAGACGCCUCCACCGACGCCGCCGCCGCCAUCGCCCAACUGGAAUGUCUACGGACAUCAUCAGAGCUCCGGCGGAUAUGGUGCGACGGGUGGAGCAGCUGCCUCAGCGGGUGGUACACUGCUAGCCACGCAUGGUGCGAUGCCGCCCGCAGCAACAGCAACGCUGGUGAAGCCCACGCUGCCAACAGUAGCGCCAUUGCAGCAGCAACAGCAGCAGCAGCAACAACAGCAGCAGCAACAGCAACAGCAGCAACAGCAACAGCAGCAACAGUUGCCGGUAACUCCGCCUCAAACUAUAUUGCCCGAUCUGAGCAAUGGUCAGCUGACUGAGUCCACGGUUACGCCCACUGCGGUGGCCAUUGCUGAAGCGCCACCUGUCGGCAACCCCAGCAGCAACAACAGCAAUAGCAGCAACAGCAGCGAUGCCAACGCCAACGCAGCAGCAACCGGCGGCAACACAACGACAACUGUUGCUCCGGCCAGCACGAAUUCGAAUAAAAUCGAGCCCAUUGGCGAAGUGGCCGAGAUCAAUGAGAACAUUGAAGCGUUUCAGGAUCCACAAAUGGGUGGUGUGGCCAUUGCCCUCAAUCAUGGCAGCGUGUUGAUCGAGUGUGCCAAGCAUGAGAUGCAUGCAACGACAGCUGUACGGCGACCGGAUCGACAUCAGCCGACGCGAAUGACGCUGAUCUUCUACCAGCAUCGUAACUUGAAUCGUGCCAGGCACGGCAUCGAUGAGUGGGAGGAGAAGAUGCGCGUCAAGAAGAUCAACACGGACCUCGACAACAAAGCCAAAGAGGAGCGCGAGCGAUUGCUGAAGAAGGCAGCCGGCGAGGAUGACGAUGAUGAGGAGAUGCAUGAUGAGCAAUUGACGGCGACGACGGCGCCACCGAUGCCCAUUAAGAAGGAGACCAAUGGCGGUGGUGCCAUCAAGAAUGGCGCUAGUGGCAGCAAAAAGAAGAAAAGUGACACUAGUAAAAAGUCGCAAUCAAAUAACAACAACAAUAAUAACAACAGCAGCAGCAACAAUAAUAACAACAACAACAACAACAGCAGCGAGCAGCCAAAAAACGAGAAAGUUGCCCUCCACGCACCAACACUAACAACAACGUCGUGGACGACCCUGUUUCCUAUGCACCCAUGUGUGGUUACGGGGCCCUAUCAGGAGGGCAAUAGCAGUCCAACAUCGUCCACGAAUGGCAGCUCCAACGGCAACGCCAACACCAAUGGCAACAAUGGCACCAAUCCCAAUGGUCCAACACCCCAACAGCAGCAGCAGCAGCAGCAGCAUCAACAGCAGCAGCAACAGCAGCAAUUGCAGCAGCAACAGCAGCCGCCCACAGCAGCAACAGUGGGCGUGGGCGUGGGAGUGGGAGUGGGACAACAACAAACCUGAGCGCCUAUCAAUGCCAUGGUAUGGGAUCCUACUACUAUUGGUAGCUCAUCGCUGUUUAGCUCUAAGCUUAAGCCUCAAACGACUGAAAUAUUCUCACAACAAUUAUUUUUGUAAACGCGUCCUGAUUUCGUGUGCCAUACGAAAAGGAGUGGAAUGGGGAGCGGGACAGCAGGCAGCGUAAAGUAACACAACCAAAACUCCACUACAAUCACACACACACACACACACACACACACUCUCACAAAAUAUGCCUAGUUUAUACACUGAACGAAAUGCAGCUAGAUAUACAUAUGAAAAACAUAAACAAAAUGAAAAUCACAUAAGAAUUUUAGUUACUUAAGAGCAGCUAUAUUGUUGGCAAUUUCUGUUAAAUGAGUUAAUUAUAUUAAUUUUCAUAUUUUUUUUGUUAAGCAGCAAACAGCAAAUACACUACAAAAAACAGCAAACUACAGAACAAAAAAAAAAAAACUAAAAAAAACAAACAUAAUGAUAAACUAAAUGAAAAAUCAACCUAAUAAACAAAUGCUAAAGAAUGUUUUGCUUGAGUUUCUAUUGCGAGCAAAAUAAACAUAUUAAGAUAAACAAAAAGAAAACUGUUAGUGGACGGAUACUCGUAAAAGAUCAUUGCCAAAAGUACAAAUAAACCAAUUUUUUAAAGCAAACUAGAAACAAAACGAACGUAAAGAAUUUCGCAAUCAACAAAAGAAAACAAAUCAUAAAAAAUAAAUAGUUGGUAACAAGUUUUUACUGGUACACUAAAAAUAGCACUACAACAACCAUUAUACAUAUAUAUAUUUUCAAAACAAGUUUUCAUUUCAAUUAAUUUAACAAUUUGACUGUCUCUUGAUGCUGUUGCAUACGUUUCAGCGCCAAGCGAAUUCAAAUUGAGCGAAUUCAAAGCAAAUGACGUUAGUUCUCUUCGUGCAGAGCACAUGCGAUGCUCUUUCGAUCGCCUCUCUGUGCGCAAGAGAGCGCCAUUUGUGACAUAUUUCAUUUAACGUUAACUGCAAUUACACUCAUACUCUCAACACUCACACACUCAAAUACACAAAAAGAGCGUAAGAAGGGCAACCUACAAGAACAACAACAGAAUAUAAACAAAAUACAAAUUGAAUUUGCAUACUAACAUUUAUAUAUGCAGUAGUAUUUGUGCAUCAGGCGAAUUGAGCACAGCGAGGGGGGCUCGGGUGGGCAGAACUUUUUAGCUAAGCAUACGUAAAAAGCACAUAAAUAAGCAUAAAGCAUAACGAGUGAAGAUAAAAGGAAAUGUAUGAAAUGAUAGAAAAACAAGAUGAGAAGAAGAGCAGCGCGUAAUGCAUCAAGACAUUUUUUAAACAUUAUUCAUAAUUUAAACUAAGUUUAAGUAAAAAACAAACAAAAAACUACACACAAACAUACAUAAGUAUAUGAAAUAAAAUGAGCAACAAAAGAAGUUUUAUUUAUUUAUGCGCGCCAAAAAAAAAGGCAAAAACCUUUUUUAUGAAAUGUGCUGUAAAUGUUAAAGCAAUUCAAAUGAAAACUAUAACUAAAAUCCCCAAAAAAAAAACAAAAAAAAAGACUCGAAACCAAGCAAGUAUUAAGUAAACAACAACAACUAUAAAUUAACUAAAGAAGAAACAUUUUGCUUUUUCAUUUCACGCAUGAAUUUGCAUCCAUCCAAAAACAAGAAACAAAAUGGCAGCGCAACUGAAUUUCAAAUCAAAUUAGUCUAAAAACAAAUAAAAUAAAAACAUUAUUUUGCACAAAAAUGGUUAUUAAUAUAUAUGUAUACUUAUGCUUAUAAUUUAAACAAUUUGACGAUGAAAAUGAAAGUGAGGAAAAAUUGUGCAGAAGAGAAUCAUAAAUGUAAAACGUAUGUAUGUAAAGUUAAGGCAUGAAAGAAGAAGACGAAGAAGACUUUUGAGCAACAAGAAAAAACAAUGUUUUGAUAAAUAUUUAAAUGUUUAUAUAUAUAAAUAUAAAUUACGAUAAUUAAUUAAAUGAUUAACUGAUUACGCAAGCCAACAACUAUUAUAGUUUGUAAAUGCUUUUUAUAUAAUUUUCGAAAUAAAAGGAAAACCAACUUUUUGCCAUUAUUAA